CCGGAGACCUUAGUCAAACAUUUUACGGACCAGGGAUCGGAUCAUCAAGCCCUUCUUCUCGCUGAUAAAACGUAUGUUCGAAAUAGUCGACCCCUAUUCCGGUUUGAUGCCCGCUGGGCAGAUAAUCCUGAGGUUAGGGCUAUGGUCCACUAUGUCUGGCAAGAGGAGAUCCAAGGUACCCCUAUGUUUCGACUUUGGGAGCGCCUAAAGAAACUGCACCAUCUGCUUUAUGAUUGGAGCAGGGCGGGCACUACGAAUUCCCUGCGCAAUAUCAGGACCCUCUAGGCAGAGAUUGAUCGGAUAAAGUAGAUCCAUUCGGUGGAAUGAGAUGAGAUCAGGACCCUGGAAUCGGAGCUAUCCUGUCAAUGGGAAGCAGAUGAGGUAUACUGGCAGCAAAAAUCUAGGGUACGAUAGUUGAAAAAAGGAGAUAAAAAUUCUGCCUAUUUUCAUACGGUCACUCGGGCUCGGCAGAAAAGGAAUUUUGUUUCUGGACUCCGAAAUGAUGAGGGUGACUGGGUCACUGAGGAAACAGCGAAGGCUACUAUUGCUACCAACUUUUACCAGAAUCUGUUUACCUCGGAGACCUAGGUUCCUAAUAUGAUUGAUAGGGUGGCGAAUCUCCCAAUUGCCUGUAGUGUUACUCCGGAGAUGAAUGCGCAAUUGACAGCAGAGGUUCUGCCCAGUGAGGUUCGGAGAACUGUCUUUUCCAUGGGAUCAAAGCAGGCCCCGGGAUCGGAUGGAUUCACAGGGAAGUUCUUCAAAGCAUUAUGGGAUAUUGUGGGCACUUCGGUGAUUGAAGCAGUAGUUUCCUUCUUUAAUACUAGUUGGAUGCUGCGGAGCUUUAACCAUACCUGGCUCACUUUGAUUCCUAAAGUGGAUUCUGGGGAAACUAUCAGACAGUUGCGUCCGAUCAGCCUUUGUCAAUUUGUUUACAAAGUGAUAACCAAAAUUAUGGCUGAACGGCUCGCUAAUCUGCUCUCUCAGAUCGUCUCAGAGGGUCAGAAUGCGUUUAUUAGAGACCGGCAGAUUAUUAAUAACAUCUUUAUAGGACAUGAGUUAAUGCAUUAUCUAAAAAUUAAGAAGCAAGGGAAGAAGGGGUACAUGGCUCUGAAGGUUGACAUGGAAAAGGCCUAUGAUAGGUUGACAUGGAUUUUAGCUCUGUCUGGCAAGGAUGGAUACAUGAGUGUCUUCGUUCCUCCUCAUUCUCGGUUCUGAUGAAUGGUACACCCUCGGGUUAUUUCACUGCCUCUAGGGGGCUCCGCCAGGGGGAUUCGCUCUCUCCCCUCUUGUUUGUGAUUUGCACGGAGGGGUUUGCGGCUUUCCUCUGGAAGGCGAUUUCAGAGAAGAAACUAUAAGGGGUAAAGGUGGCUCCUCGUGCUCCAAGAAUCUCUCAUUUGUUCUUCGCGGAUGAUUCCUAUUUAUUCCUGCGAGGUUCUCUUCAGGAGUGUGAGAAUUUAAUUGAUGUCUUGAAUGAAUACGAGGAACUGAGUGGCCAACGGGUUAAUCUGGAGAAAUCUGCGGUGUGCUUUAUCAAAAAUAUUGCCCUGCCAGAUCAGGAAUUCUUGGCCACGAUCCUAGGGGUUGGUGCAGUGGGGGUCCAUGGUAAAUAACUGGGGUUACCCACGCUGGUUGCCAGAUCCAAAAUGGACACGUUCAGAUAUUUGGAGGAGAAACUAAUAGGGCGACUUCAGGGGUGGAAGCAACGGACAUUAUCCUGGGCGGCUAAGGAAACAUUGAUUAAAUCCAUAGCGUUGGC
Molecule: messenger RNA, 1756 nt
Organism: Linum trigynum
Lineage: Eukaryota; Viridiplantae; Streptophyta; Magnoliopsida; Malpighiales; Linaceae
Source: the annotation of a GenBank genome assembly